Molecule: messenger RNA, 417 nt
Organism: Nicotiana attenuata
Lineage: Eukaryota; Viridiplantae; Streptophyta; Magnoliopsida; Solanales; Solanaceae
Product: 8-hydroxyquercetin 8-O-methyltransferase-like
Exons: 2
Coding region: 1-417 (138 amino acids)
Biological process (GO): methylation
Molecular function (GO): protein dimerization activity; O-methyltransferase activity; S-adenosylmethionine-dependent methyltransferase activity
Source: RefSeq, a predicted model, not a curated record
AUGUCUAUUAAUAUUGGAGAUAAAGCUAGAGAAGUACUUGCUGCUCAGGCACACAUAUGGAACCAUACAUUCAGUUACAUCAACUCCAUGUCACUCAAAUGUGCAAUUCAACUUGGAAUUCCAGAUAUCAUCCAUAGUCAUGGCCGAGCCAUGACCCUCUCAGAAUUGGUGAAUGCCCUCCCAAUCUUUGAAUAUGCCGAGAAGGAAUCCGGGUUUAACUGUCUAUUUAAUGAAGCGAUGGCUAGUGAUGCCCCAUUGAUUAUAAGUAUAAUGAUUGAACAUUGUAAGGAAGUUUUUGAAGGAUUGAAAUCAAUUGUGGACGUAGGAGGCGGCACUGGAACCACGGCUAAAGCUAUUGCGGACGCAUUUCCAAAAGUAAAUUGCAUUGUGUUAGAUUUGCCACAUGCGGGCUCCUGA